Xyrichtys novacula (pearly razorfish) is the source of this 34525-nucleotide messenger RNA. The record is from the annotation of a GenBank genome assembly. NCBI's taxonomy places the organism in Eukaryota, Metazoa, Chordata, Actinopteri, Labriformes, Labridae.
GGCACGCAAAGCAUUCUGGGAUACCGACGGCACGAAAGCGUGCAUAAAUGCACGCUUGAAAACAUGCUAAGCGCGCUUAGCAUUUUUUAGCAUCUCGUGCCAAAUGGGACACCGUUCGCGACGCGUGAUGACAUCAUGCACGCUUCAAAUGCUUCCCGGUCUGCGGGUGAUGAAACGCGUUGUCAUACAUCGACCCCGCCCCUUCUAGUUGGUCAAACCAAUCACAUUCCCGGAUCGGGAUGAGCUGGCACUAAACACCGGAAGCAUGAAGUGUUGAUAACACGGAGCUCUGCUAACAGGCUAACUAACCCGAGAAAGACGGUUUUUUUCCUGAAGCUUCACGGCAGCAGGACAUUAAUUUCUUCUCGUUUGUGGUCGUGGAGUAAUCACAGGUGAGUAUCUCCACCUUAACGGUAGUUUUAAACAUUAUUGUCAGUCCAGACCAACAUCCACUGACUAUUUAAAGCAACUUUAGAGACUGGACGUAAAGAGUUGCAGAGUGUGUGGCGCUAAAUUAGCGUCAUGUGUUUUAUGAGAAGAAACAGAAAGUAGAGCAAAAAAGCAACACGUAGCUCAGAAAUAGCGACCUUUAAAUGAUACAGACUGUUUAAUUAGGAACGUCUGAGAAAAAAUAGACAUGUUUCCAGAGAGUAAACGGAGCCUGGAGGCUACAGAGGGGCGUGAAGUCCUCAGGGCAGGACUCGGUGUUCUUGACAAAACCCAGAACAUAGACGGCUCCAUGUGUGAGUCUGUACCGGUGCAAAAAAGUGAAUUUCUAGACAAUUGAAGUCCUGUCAUUGUCCGGUAAAAACUGAUACCAAUAAUUAGAGUACACACAGGCUAAUCAAUUAUACCAAUAUCAGCUGAUUUUGUUGUUCUGAAUCUGACAAAAUAAACAAAUUAUCGAGAUGAAAUAAGAGUGAAUUAUUUUAUUGAAUAAAGGUAGAGAGAGAAAUAUUUGUCUCAGUUUCUAUUUUCAGGGUUUUUCCUGGCUCAAAUUGAGGCAGAGGUGGCACCAUCCUGACCAUGCGCCAUGACGUGCAUGUAUUUGUAAAUUCAACUGACUCACUUUCUUUUACACGCAACAUACUUUAAGUUAAGAGUUCAAAAAAGAGUGUGACCAUUAUCAUGUUAAAGCAUUCAUUUAUUAAAACUAUAUACAUACACAAAUCAGCUGGCAACUUUAAAUUGAAAGUACACUUCAUCCACACAUCUCGCAACCAGACAGAACAUUUCAGCCUCCUCUUUUUCAUUCUGUAGAACCUCAUCAUGCACUCCUUGUAGUCCAAGGCCUCCUGGUCUGGUCCAUCAACGGCCACCUUACAACAGACAUCCAAGUGCCUCUCCUUCAGUCUGUUCCGCAGAGGUGUCUUCACCUUAAACAAAACAAUUCAUCAUGCAUUAAGUAUUUUUGUUUUUAUUCUGAUACAGACAUGAAGAGUGAUAGUGUUUUCAAUCAUAUAUUAUAUAUAUGUAUACGCUGCAGUGUCCUCCCAAAAAAGAACAACAACCAAUUAUUUCUUAAACUAUCUAAACUGUUAUUGUAGUUUUUGUAACUUUAUUAGUUGAGUGUUUUUAGGUACUACCAUCUUUAAUAUAUUUCUCCUUCUCUUCUGCUGCUUUGUGAAUGGCUGUCACCUCAUGUCUUUUUAACGUGUCCAGCCUGUAGUUGGUUGAUGGCUGUCUCACUAAGGAGGCAGCAAUUGCCUGCUGUGUUGGGGCACAGUGCUUUUGGCAUAAAUAGCAGUGCAUGCCUUCCUCAGUAUGCCUGAGCCAGGUAAAUUGAUUGAGCCACUGCUUGUCAAAGCCACUGGCUCUGUGUUUUUGAGAAGAUCUAGAAAGAGGAAUAAAAACCACGUACACGUUGGUUUUGCGUUGUUAUGCUCCUAAUUGGAAACUAAUUAAUUAAUUACCCUCGCCUCGCCGACUCGUCCUGUCCUGCAUUCUGACCCUCGCGAUCACCAGUCCCUUGUGAAGUACUUUCAGACCUGACACAAAUUUCCACGUUGUCUCCACCAUGAAUUAUAGCAUUUUAACUGCCUGUUACGUUUUUUCUCUGCUGUGUUUCACCUGGACUCUUGACUUUCCUCCUCGCGAGGUCGCUUUUUAAAGUACUGGCUGAUUUUGCCUGUCAUAACUAAAAGGCUAAAAAACGGAGGAAACUUUUUGUUUUAAUAAACACGACAUGCUUGGAUGCAAAAAAGACAAGCAGUAUUUACCUGUUUGUACCAUCCGCCAGGGAAAAUCAGGACGCCGAUAGCACCAACUAGCGGGAAAAAAACUUGAAAAAACAUGAUUCGAUCCGUUUCUUCUUCGGUAGAUGCUUCAGGUCUUUCCGGUGCACUGCUGUUGAUAUAGCGCCUCUAUAGUGGCGCAACGCUGCAACUGCAGUUAGAAUACGUUGCUGCUGCAGAGGGACAUCAAUCGCUCAAUCAACACAGCUGGAGCUUUACGCUGUGUUGAGCGAAAUCAAUCGCUCUGGCUGGGGGCGGCACAAAAUUAGGUGGAGGCGGCCGCCACGCAAUUUUGAACGCAGGAAAAACCCUGAUUUUUAUGAAACUAUUUAGGAAGUAAAACAAAAAAGGGGUGAGAGGUUGAGUUUGAUUUUUUAGGUUUGAUUUUCUAUCAUUGGUGAUGGAAAAAAAAAACGUGUUUUAAUUUGGAUACUGUGAUGGGGAUAUCAACCAACACAGAUAUGAGGCCAGUUUAGUCAAAAUGCCAGUAAUUAGCCUGAUUAAUCAGUAAAUCUUAAAGAAGAAAUAACUGAAAGAUCAGACUAGGGCUGGGCGAUAAAAUGAUAGUGAUAUUGAAAAUUAGUUUCUCUCAAUAUCAAUAUAAAACAUGGUCAAUAUGCUUUUCAAUAGUCAUCAUUCUGCCAUGUUUUGGUAGACUAUAUGAAUAGCCAAAAAAAAGGGGCGUUUCUCUGGGUCCGCUUCACGCUGAACCAAUAAUGUGCUGAAUUAGAACCAAGUAUCAAACAACUGCUUCAUAGCAGACAGCAGCUACACCCAACCGUAGCACUUUAACAGGUGAAGCCGACAGCACCGUUGGUGAGAAAAAAAAGAAAAUGAGUGCUAGAAAUGACGAUGAAGGCUCAACAGAUGAUGACAUCGUCGACAACACUGGCACGAAAACAUCGGUGGUGUGGAGGUAAUUUGGUUUUUUGAGGUCGGACAUGAAGCAGAGGAAUGUGUACUGAAAAUUAUGUUGAGUACAUGUUCUCACAAAGUCGGGGAAUACCUCAAAUCUUUUUCACCUCCUGAGGCAGCGCCACGCCGCAGAGCACGCGCAACGUAAAAGGUUCUCUGUCGUAACGCCUCUAGCGUAUUGUAUUGCUAAAGAGAUGCUACAAUAAACACUGUUAAAUUUCAUUUUUUUAUAUCGUGAUAUAUAUCGAUAUUGACUGAUAUGAAAAAAAUAUAUCAUGAUAAACUUUUUACCACAUCGUCUAGCCCUAGAUCAGACUUAACAGGAGAUCAGAAAGUUUCUGUUUUCAGGGAUUAGUCAGUUAUUUAAUCAGCUGUCAUUGUCGGUAAACUUUUUGUAAGAUGGUCAAAAUUUUCAGGGAUUUGAAACCAUAAAAAAAUAAAACUUAUUGUGUAAUUAAAAAUGGAAAAGACUAAAAACCUCAACCACUUACUUGGAAACCAUAAAGGAUGUGUGUCAGUCACUGUGCUGUCAGAUGUCUGAAACACUAUGUUUAGAUUCUGCCAUUGAUUUUAAAUAAAUUUUCAUAACUUACCUUUUCUCCUUUUUUCAGACUUUGUUUUAAGUUGGCUCUUUUGUUUUCCCACUGUUAAAUCCCUACAUUAUGAUACAAGUGCUACAUUUCCUCUGUAGUGAAGCUACACUUUACUGAACGGUCACCAUUUAAUCUGAGGGGGGCAGAUUCAUGAACGUGCAGCUAAAGCCUGAUUCUGAUGCUGAUUCUUCGUGGGAAAUUUGUUGUGAUGAGUUUAGUUUUUUUGUUGUAAAUGCUCAUGUUGCCAUGGUGAUAGCUGUAUGAUUUAUCAUGUGAUGUUAUUUUUAACUGUUUAUCAAAAACCAGGGCUCACCACUAACUUUUUUCCACAUGUUAUCCGAAGUUGAAAAAGUAAGAAGCGCACAAAGAACUUUAGGGGCACAAUGAAAAUUAAUCAAAUAAUUUUUGUCUUAUUGGUUGACAUAAGUACUAUUAUUUGAAAUCAAUUUUAGGUCAAUUGGUCACAUGACAUGGAAGCUAUUGAAGGAAAACAGCCUUUUCUGAGAACAUCAACCGGUAAUUUAUUGACAGUCCCUUAUUUAACACUUCUUUUAACCGAAAUAAUUCCAGAUAACUGACUUUCCUUUUCUUUUUGGCAACAAAUCUUCAUUUUCGGUGGUUUUCGCUUGUUCGUUGUUCAUUUUGCGAUCGUUGUUGUUGUUGUUAGCGGUGUUGUGCCGAGAAACGCAUGUCCUCCGAGAAUUGCAUGCACCUCGCAAAACGCGCACUGCUUAUAGUAGAGUGGUCCACGGAAAUGUACAAUUUAAAACCCAUACAGUUCUUAUUUGUUGGGCUUAACAGUCAUGAGUAAAGUUCCGAAAGUAAUUCUCAGCGGACACACGUCUCCCUCCAUGUGCAGAACAUGUGCAGGGGUGGGUUUUCUCCUCCCUGAUUUUGAUUGACAGCUGGCAGGGUAGUCUGAUUGGCAACUGAGAAGUGAGUCUGAUUGGCAACUGAGUUAAGGACGAAGGCGAUUGGUGGAUCGCUGCACAGCACAUGCAGAGUCACAUGGAGUGUAUCUCAGUCGGUUACCCUUGAAAUUAAAUGAGUUCAUUCACCUCCAAUAUCGCAGGCUCUGCGAUGUGACUAUCGCACACACGUACAUCGCGAUGACGAUUGUCAAACGAUAUAUCGUUCAGGCCUAGUAUUUAGUAUGCAUCUGUAUGUAAACGCUCGGGCAGCCGCGGCAUACUCAAAUCAUCUUUGAGUAUUCAGUAUGCAGUAUGUACUGAUUGAGUAGGUAAGUAGACAGUAGGGAGUAUGCCAUUUCGGACACAGCCCAUUAUCGCAAUUCUGAAUCUCCUAACCUGACAGACGAUGACGUUUCACAGCCAUAGGGAAUAACCAAUCGGUGCCCAGCACUUCUAGCCAAUCAGAGACGAAGGAGGGCGGGACCUUCCCCUACCAGCCUACAAAAAAAAUUCCUGCCUGCAGGGCAUGACUCAGCUACUGUGAACUCCAACACCACCUUCAUUCAUCCAUUUACUAAUUCAUACAUUUAUCUAGAGCAGCUGAUCCUGUAAACAGAGGUGAAUAUUCUUUCAGACCCAGGACCCCUCAGUGGUUUUCCUGUGUGUCUGUGUCCAGGGUUAGUGGUAUACAUGAUUUUCAUAUUCAGUAUGAGUAUGUACUAUAAUAAUAAUGAUAACAAUAAUAAUAAUAAUAACUUUAUUUGUAUAGCACUUUUAAAACCAAACAUUUACAAAGUGCUUUGACAUAUAGUCAUAGAGCACAUGGAAAAAGACAAAAUCAUAAAACUCAGGUAAAACAGAAUUGAAGGCCAUGUUCAUAAGACAAUACAAGAACCUUGCAACAUAAAAUGAGAACAUGAGGACCAAAAUAAAAACAUAAAAUAGUUAAGAAAAAAAUAAAUGCAAUUAAAAGGGGGGUCGAAAGGGAAAACAGGAUAGUACAUAUAAAAGACAAUAUCAAUAAUAAUGAUAAAAUAACAGGUAAUACUGAUAAUAAUAGUAAUGACAAAAUAGAGCAACAGAAAUGAGCAAAAGAUAAAACAAUAAAAGACCGAAAAGGUUAAUCAAGAAAAGAGUACAAGUAUAACAAAAGCUAAAAAGACUGUAAAGCCGAAAUAAGAUAAAAGAGGUGAAAGAGAUAAAAGAAAAGACAGCAUCACAUAAAAACAAGUCUGUAAAUGUGAGUUUGUAAAUUUGACUUAAAAGAAGCGACUGUCUGUACUGUCUGUAUGCCUUAUCUCCUCUGACAGGUUGUUCUAAAGUCGAGGAGCUCUGAUGGAGAAAGAUCUAUCACCUUUAGUUUAUAGACUUUGGAACGACCAGGAGGCCGUUGUUCUUCUUCAGGUGGUCACGCCUCAUGAAGCAGGAACUGAGAUGUUCUAGAUCAGGGGUCUUCAUAUAAAUUUUCAGUGGGUCCACCUGAAUGAAAUGCCUGCAGGCCUGGGUCCAGGGAUUUUUAUUUAUUUAUUUUUUUACAGUGCAUUACUCUUUUGAAAUAUUCACUUCAUUUGUAUUGCCAAUUAUUGCCUACUUUCAAUUGGCUGUGUGCUUCCUGUGGGUAAAAUGAAUGCAAAUGACUCGGUCCACUUGCCAUAAAACACCCUGUUCUCAUUCUCUACCUUUCGUGGUUUUGAAGCCGACAUGUUUAGCUGCUGCUACAACUUUCUCCUCAGUCUGCCGCCUGACAGUUUUCAACAUCGGGAUUGCUCGGUAAUCUUCGUGUGUCGAGUAGGCUAAGAGGUCUGAUUUGAUUGACAAGUCAAGCCAGUAAGCAAGUGAUUUAAUGCCUUGCUGAAAUUGCACGUGCAGUUUACUGAACCAGGCACAAAGCAAGAGAGUAAGGCUGCACGAUAUUGGAAAAAACUAACAUCGGAUUUUUUUCAACCCUGCGAUAUAUAUUGCGAUAUUAAAAUUAUAGGAAUUUUCACCAGAUGACCUGAAUAGCAUUUAAUGUUAUGCUGCACUGCUGAAGUCUUGAGGACAGUUAACCUGCAUUGAUCUUACCUCUUUUUGUGAAUGUUAGAAUGGCUUCUGUCUGUCUCAGAGAUAUUUUUAGCUUUUAUUGUGCUGGGACAGAUGAACACAGAACACGUGUUUUGGUCAACAUCAUCCUUCUUUUAACCAAAAUAAUUCCAGAUAACUGACUUUCCUUUUCUUUUUGGCGACAAAUCUUCAUCUUCGGUGGUUUUCUCUUGUUCGUUGCUCAUUUUGCAAUCGUUGUUGUUGUUGUUGUUGUUGUUGUUAGCGGUGUUGUGCCGAGAAACGCAUGUCCUCCGAGAAUUGCAUGCACCUCGCAAAACGCGCACCGCUUAUAGUAGAGUGGUCCACGGAAAUGUACCAUUUAAAACCCAUACAAUUCUUAUUUGUUGGGCUUACCAGUCAGUAAAGUUCCGAAAGUAAUUCUCAGCUGACACGCGUCUCACUCCAUGUGCAGAACAUGUGCAGGGGUGGGUUUCCUCCUCUCUGAUUUUGAUUGACAGCUGGCAGGGUAGUCUGAUUGGCAACUGAGAACUGAGUCUGAUUGGCAACUGAGUAAAGGACAAAGGUGAUUGGUGGAUCGCUGCACAGCACAUGCAGAGUCACAUGCAGUGUAUCUCAGUCAGCUACCCUUGAAAUUAACUGAGUUCAUUCACCUCCGACAUCGCAGGCUCUGCGAUGUGACUAUCGCACACACGUAUAUCGUGCAGGCCUACAAGAGAGAAAAAAAACAUACAUUUUUCUGCGGUAGGCUCGGGUCCGUAUUGGACUCUUUCCCGGUCCGGAAGUGGACCGCGGUCCGCCAUAUGGAGACCACUGUUCUAGAUGUUCCCGUCUGAGAUCUGCUCUCUGUUCUGAUUUGUUUUUUUUCUCUUGGAGCUGUUUGUCCUCCUGUCCUGAAACUCUUAGACACAUUCCAGCACACUCUGCUCCUCCUGUGGAUUUAAUUUGCAUUGACUGACCUGUGUCUGCAGUUUUUAUGUUGUUUACCUCCAGGAUGUACAAACGGCUCAGUGAAAGCAGAAACAGGUUAAACGUGUUAGAGGUGAAGGUGUUAACAUUAGUGAAACAGUCGGAUGUCUUUGACAUUUCUCUGUUUGUCCUGGUUCUGAAUGAAAACAACGUGGAUCUGUUUCAGUGUUUUUGUGACAGCUGCUCUGAUGGUCCGUUGUUCCUCUUAACUGCUUAAAGGUGUGUUUGAUUUUGACCCCCUGUGUUUCUUCUUCAGGAUCCAGGAUGAGUCUUCAGUGGACAGCUGUCGCCACCUUCCUGUAUGCGGAGGUUUUCUUCGUUCUGCUGCUCUGCAUCCCCUUCAUCUCACCAAAGAGGUUUGUCCAACAACGUACCUGUCCUUCUGCACACCUGUCCAACUACACAACUGUCCUUCUACACACCUGUCAAACUACACACCUAUCUUUUUUUUUUUUUUUUUUUUUUAAACAAUGCAACACAACAUGAACAUGGGGUGUUUCUGGUAUAUUACAAUAGAUUGAGUGAUCAAGUACAAGAAGAAAAGAGAGAGAGAGAAAAAAAGAAAAAGAAUUAAACAAAAGAAGGGCGUCGCAGGGAAAUAUACAUUUUCCAUGGCUUCCAGAUGUCCUUGAAUUUUGAUUGUUGAAGCCUCAUUGAAAAAGUUAUUCUUUCCAUUACAUAAACAUCAUAUAAAAUGUCAUACCAUUCCUCUAUAGAUGGGAUGUCUGGCUUCAGCCAUUUCUUUGUAAUUGCUUUCCUAGCAGCCAUACUCAGCAUUCCAAACAGGCACUUAUUUUUCACACUUAUAUUAGCUGAAUGUACAAACCCAAAAAGAAGUUCAUCCCAGGUAAAUGUAAUGUCAGAUCCAAAUACAGUUCUAAGUUCUGAAUAGAUCUUACGCCAGAAAGUAUUUAUUUUUGGACAUGUCCAAAACAAAUGAAAGCGAUUAGCUUCUUGAGAACGACACAUUCUCCAGCAGCUGGAGGAUCCUGUGUGAUGGCUAGAUUGAGCAGGAGUAAUGAAAUACCUAAUGAGACAUUUCCAGCCAAAUGACCUCCAUGUGUUUGAACUUUAUAUCCUCCACUGAAGUUGAUCUAGACAUAUGUCGGGAGCCUGUUGCUUAUGCUGCCAUCCCUUCGCCUGGCAGACCGGAAGUCCCCACACACCUAUCUUUUUACACAACUGUCCAACUAUAAACCUGUCUAACUACACACUUGUCUCUCUGCACACCUGUCCCUCUACACACCUGUCCCUCUGCACACCUGUCCAACUACACACCUGUUCUUCUCUUAGCCUUGAAUAAGUUAAACAUAAAUCUGGUAAUAAUUAUUUAAUUCCAUCUAAAUUGACAGUCGAGUUAAUUAUUAAAGCACAGGUAAAACACCAUGCGGGAGUCUCUGGAGUGACUCGGGUUAAAGGACAAGCUCAGAGGACGUUAAAGUUUAAUUUAGAGGUAAAGAUCAGUUGAAAUCGAACAAACAGGCUGUUCUAGUUUGUCAGUGAAGUCUUCGAUGAUUUUUCCAUCUCAGUCUAAAAACACUCGUGUGUCUGUGAGAGGAGACGGCGGAGGUUCAGGCUGAAGAAGCUGAUGAGCUGAUUGAGUUAUCAGAGAGACACAGAGCUGCUUUGUGUGAGUCCAAGAGGGUCAGGAGAUUUAUUUAUUUAUUUUUUAAUUAUCAUGUGAUUGACUUAAUACGUAAACUGAACACUUCAGAAAUCGGCCCUUUAAAUGACACUUGGACGGUCAGCAAAUCCUCCUGGCUGCUUCGCUGACGAGAACCAAUCAUGCGCACACUCUUCACGUGUACUUGGAGUACUUGGAGAGCCUGUGGUAGCAUUGCAAAGCUGCGAGAACGAGAAGCAGGACUUAUCCACGCCGGUGUUGUGCCGUAGAAUGCACCCCUGACGGGAGCGCGGUUGAAAGUACGUAACAAGGCAAAAUAAUCGAAGUUUUCCUUACCGUUGGACGGAUUCAAAAGCGUGUGCCUUUAAUGAUUUCAUUCAGGUUAUACAGAUUAGCCGAAAACAAUUGCCCUCUGAUUCAGAAUAUUUGCUGUCCCGAAAGUUUAUUGUUCUUUACCUUGACUCACCUAUUUUUUCCGAGUUUUUUUUUUUUGCCCAAUACGCCCAACUGAAUAAAACAUAAACUUAUAAAAACUUGAAACCUCUCUGUGAAACGUGCUUGUAAAUUGUGGUAAACAUCCAUGGGCUUUGUGUUCUGUUUGUGCCUGUGUGCGUGUUGCGGUGAACAGCUGUUUGAUCAGCUGAUGCACGUACCCGCGACUGCGCCCUGUGAAACCCCAUUCAAAAACUAAAGUAUUUUUAUUAUUAGCACUUCAUAGACCACAUCCCCGCCCAUCUACACCUAGGUGACCACAAUAUAUAUUUUUUAGAUAAUUCGGCACUAGUUCGGCCUGUCAAAUCAUCUGAUCAAAGCCAGUUUAUUUACUUUUAUCCACAGCGGAGAGCGCGCCCGGCGCUUAUUUUCUUUUUUGAUGAGCGCCCGGCUCAUCAGCUGGCCGAGCACGCGUCACGAUGAUGCGACUACUCGAGGACCUCGAGUUACGUGACGUUUGCUUUGUUUAGUGCAGUUCAGGCGACGUCUUAGUUAUUUGUACACGUUUGCAUCAUAGCACUCUUCUAAAGCCGCUACAAAAUAAACCCAACAGUUUAAAAACAGUAAAAAAUAGUAGACCUUCUGAGUACCUUAUAUGUCAACUUCAAGAAAUCAUUUGGUAAGUGAAAGUACAUAUGGGUUAAAAAGUUAGAGGGGGCACUUUUAGAUAUUAAUGUUCAGUUUAUCUAGCAAGUUUGCAGCUCAUAUUAAUUUUAAUAUACCCAUUCCACAGAAAACAAGUCACAGAGAGCAGGGCAAACAUGUUCAAGAGAUUAAAACAGAAUACCCUGGAUGCAUUUCUGGCAAAGAAAAAGAAAGAAAUUGACAAAGAGGAAGAUAGUAAACAUGAAACCAAGGAGGAUGGAAGAGAGAAUAGGGAAAGUUAGAUGUAGCAGAGAGAGGAGAGUCAUUCAGAGAUGGAAGGGGAGCAGAGGCACACGGAGGAGGAUGGAAUAAAAAAAAAAAUUCAAAUAAAUAAAAUAUAUUUAAACAAUAAACAUCUUGUGUGACUUGUAGCCUAAAAAAUUAUAAUUAAAAAAAAACAUUUAAAAAAACCUUGGCGCGCGCUCUGCGCGCGCAUCAUGGUCCUGACCUAUUCCAAAAUCCUGGCUACGUCCCUGGUUUUGAGCCAUCUAAAAUAGCAAAAGCAGGCAUCUGCAAAAAAGCAAGCAGGUGUGACUUGGAGUGUUUUUGGCGCCUCCUGCAGAUCACUGAAACACAAUGUGGGUGAACAGAGCUCAAUAUUUUGUUGGGUUGUACAGUGUACCGGAACGUAUUUCCUCCGCACCCUUCUCACCUUUUCAACCCCUGACCCAUUUUCAUGCCUGAUUUUAUCAUAAAUGUUUCUGUCGAGUUAAUUCCAAACUGCUGCUCUCCUUCUGCAGCCGUAGAUGAAUCUGUUGUUUUCCUCAGCUGUGUGUUUGUUACUCAGCCUCUAGAUGGCGCCACAGCUCCAUGUUUUUCCCAGCAGGUCUGAGCAGCACCGUUAUGUCUCUGUUAUGUUAUUUAAUGUGUUUCCAUUUUUAACCUCCAGGUGGAGCAAGAUCUUCAAGUCACACAUCGUCCAGACCAUCGCUCUCUAUGGAAACACCUCCUUCAUGGUGGCCAUCGCCAUCCUCGUCUUCCUGCUCAUCGGUACGCGCCUGUGUGUGUGUGUGUGUGUGUGUGCGUGCGUGCGUGUUUGUGUGUGUGUGUUUGUCUAAACUUUGCCUGCUCAGUGUUUGUGGUUACUGGAUAAUAAAGCAGGUAUCAUGGAGAAGAGACACACCUGCACAUUUACAGACCCUUUCCAAAAAUUUGAAUAUCAUUAAAAAGUUUAUUCAUUUCUAGGCCUGUCACGAUAAUCAAAUAAAUCGCCUAAUCGCUCGGUAAAUAAAAACGAGGUCGGUAAUUUUGCCAGCCUCGAUAAUUAAUUAGCGUUUGUUUUCCUCCUCUCUCGCUACCAAACACGCUGGAUACGAGAAGAGGUCUCACUCUGCGCAUUUUUCUCGACACCUGGGUGCGUUGGCUCUAUAGCAGAAUGAACGCAGUGAGUGAACCCUCCUGUCAGUCAUUCAGUCUCUUUGUCACAGUGGGGGGGGGAGAGCUGGUGCGCACACGCACACAGACACACACACACAGACGUACUGACACAGUGCGGAGCAAACGCAAUGAAUGAUGAAACGACAGGGUUGGUGUCUAAGCCCAACGCAACAGCCCCAGUGUGGGAACAUUUCGGUUUCAAAUAGAAUGAAAGAGGUGAGCCCACGAACACGGACGUAUGUCGCAUUUGUUUUGGUGACAAAGAAGGGGAAUACAACGAACAUGCAUGCGCACCUCAAGCACAAUCAGCUGCGGGGAUGAUUGUGCUUGAGGUGCGCAUGCAUGUUCUUUGUUGACCUGUUGAGGAAUAGCACCCAAAGCUAAUUAUUUAGUGCAAUUUUGUUUACAGACUCGAGACUCCACUUUAUUUAUUGUUUUAAUAGUUAUGUGUGGAGUGAAGUUUUUGUUCCGUACCAGAGACAAGGUCUGUUUUUUUGUUUGUAGUUGUGAUUGUGGUUUUUAUUUGAAUGCAGUUUUUGUUAAAACAGAAUGUGGGUCCAUUUUAUUUUCAUUGUUUUUUGGUUGUCUUGUUUGUUUAUUAUAUUUGUUCAUCCUAGUUCAAAGUUCUUAAUCUUGAGCAAUUAAAGUUUAUUGCUUUUGACAUGGUGUACUCGCAUUAUUAUGCCAUAUAUUAUCAUUAUCUAUAAUUAAAAAAACGGUGUCAAUAAUAUCGUUUAUCGGCAAUAAUUUGUAGCACAAUUAUCGUCAGGCAAAAUUUGUUAUCGUGACAGGCCUAUUCAUUUCCAUAAUUCAUUCAUUCAAAAAGUUAAACUUUCAUAGAUUAUAGAUUCAGGGCCCACAAUUUAUUUGUUUAUUUUUACAUAAUUUGGGCUUCCAGCUCAUUUGAAAAAUUAUAAUUGCACCCCUGCCGUAGAAUGCCCCCCUGACGGGAGCGCGGUUGAAAGUACACAACAAGGCGAAAUAAUCCAAGUUUUGAGCCAUCUAAAAUAGCGAAAGCGGGCGUCUCGCGUUUACUACUCUGCAGGGCUCUCAAGUCUCACGCAUUCAGCGUGUGACACACGCAUUCCCACCCGUUCACACGCUCACACGCCACACAUUGUAUUUCUCACGCAUUUAUAUGAACAUGGUGAUGUCCACAAAGUUGCACCUCUGUAACAAUGGAACAGGUAGAAAUCAACUGAGUUCCUCCGAGAGUUCAGAAGCUGCGUGCCACACGCAAGCCAAUCAAAUAAAUUAUAUAUACUGAACAGCCAAUCAAAAAGCAGCAUUGCUGUAUCCGGGUAGAUCUCCUAUUUUCUCCGAUUUGAGGUAUAGUGCAGAACUUUGGCUAUAGAAAGAGUAAUUUUUAAGCCAGAAAGGUCAUCUUGGGCUCAAAUUGAAGCUUAGGGACAUGGGAAGUUUAUAUAUACAAAUGAGGCAGUGAUAUUCACCAUAAAGUGCUGGAAAUCAAUCAUCUUUGUUAUUAUUUGUCAAGCGGACAGUAUAUUUUUUUGUGUUUCUGGGGAUGAUGUUGGUCAUAAUUAUGAAUACAGUUGUAGCAGGCCCUAUUGGGCUACUUAACCCUAUGUCUCAGGAUACCCAAUGCCAAAUUUCAGACUUUCAUGUCCAAUUAUGUAAUUUUAGUGAAUGAAUAUUUGCCUUAACACAAUUUCGCUGGAGCCAUGUACCAAAAAGUGGGUUUUUGGGGGUUUUGGGGCAGAUGGGACAUUCUGAGAACUUUUUAUCAUAGCUCAUCAUUUUCAGCACAUUUUUUCCUAUAAAAACACUGAUUAGAAAUAUAUCUCCGGGGGGUGCACUGAACCCCCUCCUUCCAACUAGACUAUAAAGUCGUUAUAAAAUCCUUACUAAUGAUAAUAAAGUCGUUAUAAAAUCCUUACUAAUGAUAAUAAAGUCGUUGUAAAAUCAUUACUAAUGAGAAUGAAGUCGUAAUAUAAUCAUUAUUUACGUGAAUAAAGUCGUAAUAAAUUCAUUACUAGUGAGAAUAAAAUCGUAAUUAAGUAAUUACAACAAUAAAGUUGUACUUAAUAGAAUAAAGUAGUAAUAAAAUCUUUUCUAAGGAGGAAAAAGUUGUUAUAAAAUAAUUUCUUAUAAGAAUAAAGUCGUAAUAAAAUCAUUACUAAUGAGAAUAAAGUCGCGAUAAGGUAAUUACUUAUGAGAAUAAAGUCGCGAUAAGGUAAUUACUUAUGAGAGUUAAGUCGUGAUAAAAUCAUUAUUUACAAGAAUAAAGUUGUAAUAAAAUCAUUAAUUAUGAGUAUAUAAUCGUAAUAUGUCAUUAUUAUUGGGAAGAAGCCGUGAUCAAUUAAUUACUAAUGAGAAUAUAGUUGUAAUAAAAUCAUUAUUUUUUCGAGAAGAAAGUCGUAAUAAAAUCAUUUUAUCAAAUCAAGUCAUAAUAAAAUCAUUUCUAAUGAGAAUAAAGUCGUAAUAAAAUCAUUAUUUACGAGAAUAAAGUCGCAAAUUAAUCAAUAAGAAUGAGAAUGAAGUCAAUAUAAAAUCAUUGCUUAUGAGAAUAAAGAAAAUAAGAAAAUAAAGAAGUCAUUAUUUACGGGAAAAAAGAUGUAACUAAAACAUUACUAAUGUGAAUAAAGUUGUAAUGAUAUCAUAAAUAAAGUCGUAAUGAAAUCAUUAUUUACGAGAAUAAAGUCAUAAUAAAAUCAUUAUUUGCAAGGAUAAAGUCACAAUAAAAUUAUUACUAAUGAGAACUAAGUCGUAAUAAACCAUUAUUUACGAGAAUAAAGUCGUAAUAAAAUUAUUACUAAUGAGAAUAAAGUCGUAAUAAAAUAAUUUCUUAUGAGAAUGAAGUCGUUAGGUAAAUGAAGUCUUAAAGCUGCUUUUGUGGAAGAGGAAAUGUCUGAACUGGUCAACUCCAACUGAUGAUCAACAUUUACGAUUCAGAGGGAGUCGAGCUUCGACGAGCACCGCGUCUGUCUCUGAAGCCGGCACAACACUGGCAGAGGCAUCAACACUUUAUGGUGCAUAGAUUCAUACAAAAAACUAAAAAAACAGCAAUUCCCUACAAGUCAGCCUAGUUCUUUCUGCAGAAAAUAUGCAUUUCUUCAUAUGUCCUGAUAUUUGUGACGAUGUGAUGCUGAAACGCCAAAGGAUUUAGUAUCUCCUUGUUUGUGAAACCUAGCUGUUCAUCUAAAUGCUCCACAGCACUCAUUUAAACAACUAACAACAGGUUAGAAUAGCUAUUAGCUACAACUUUAUUCUCAUAAGAAAGGAUUUUAUUACGACUUUAUUCUCUUAAAUAAUGAUUUUAUUACGACUUUAUUCUCGUGAGUUAUGAUUUUAUUAGGACUUUAUUCUUGUAAGAAAUUAUUUUAUCACGACUUUAUUCUCGUAAAUAAUGAUUUUCUUACGACUUUAUUCUGGUAAGUAAAUACUUUAUUACAACUUUAUUCUUGUGAAUAAUGAUUUUAUUACAACUUUAUUCUCAAGAAAUUAUUUUAUUACGACUUUAUUCUUGUAAGUUAUGAUUUUAUUUGGCUUAAUUUUCGUAAGUAAUUAUUUUAUCACGACUUUAUUCUCGUAAAGAAAUUAUUUUUAUUACGACUUUAUUCUCAUAAGUAUUGAAAUACAGUUUUUAAUUUCUUUAAUUUAUAGGUCUGAUCUUUUAAAAGACAUUCUUUGAUCGUCAGUUUCUUUUCCUGUGAGCUGAAAUAUUCUCAGAAACAAAACCAGCGCAGAGCGACCGACCAGAGACACUUUCAUGAUUUGGUUUCUGCAGAAGUCUAAGAAACGGGGGGAUGAUUUUCUUCUUUGUGUGUGUGUGUGUGUGUGUGUGUGUGUGUGUGUGUGUGUGUGUGUGUGUGUGUGUGUGUGUGUGUGUGUGUGUGUUAGAUGCUUUCCGUGAGGUGAGGAAGUACAGCGUCACAGAGAAAGUGGACCUGACCAACAACCCGACAGCCAUCGAGCACAUCCACAUGAAACUGUUCAGAGCUCAGAGGAACGAGUACAUCGCCGGCUUCGCCCUGCUGCUGUGCCUGUGAGACACACACACACACACACACACACACACACACACACACGCACACACACACACACACGCACUCAGAUCUAAAAGCAGAGCAGCUUUUACAGUCAGAAGGAAAGAAUGAGCAGCUGUGUGAAGGUACGGAUCCUCUCAGGAGAGGGUAAAUCCUGCAGCCUUGUUCUGAUUGGACACAGCUCAGAGGUGUAAAACUGUCUUGAUCCCUGAUUGGCUGACCUCUCAGAAGGUCGGAGGUGGUUAAAUCUGAUUGGUUUUGGAGCUGAGUGAUGUGGCGUGUUGUUAUAGGUUGUUGUCGGGCUGAAAAUCUGACAACUUUCUGAUGAUCUGAAGUUUGAAGUGAACUUUGACACGAUCAUCUUCUGCUCAUCGAACAAGGCUGGAGGAGGCGUGGAAGAAGGUUUGAACUUUAGACCCUGAAGGUAAACCUCACCAGAGGAGGACUGGCCCAGGUUUAAAUAAUGGUUAAUGAAAGUGUCUCGUGGUCAGAGCAGGUGUUGGUGAAUCAGGAGUCAAAAAUCUCUUUGUGGACGGUCUGCAGAUUUAGUGAGCACAAAUGCCACACAACCCCUCAGUGAAGCAGGUCCUCAUGUUGCACUUCCACAUAAACUAUACCCCCCAAGAAAAGUGGACAUAUGUAAAUUAGAGCAACCAAAACACGACCAAACUGAAGCUGGUGUUGGUUCUGUCCUCACUGCCUCCUUCAGUCUCUUUUGUUUUUAUCGAUGAUAUUUUCCUGAAGCACAUCGGUGUCACAUCUUUAAAGUUCUCCAACCCAAACAGCCUCUAGUAAGUAAGUAAAGUUUAUUUAUAAAGCGCUUUUUACAGAUAAAAAUCACGAUUAAAAGUAAAAAAGUACUGUUCAUAAAAUAAGUGCAAUUAGAUAAACAUAAAAUGGUACAAAAGAUAAAUACAUAUACAUACACUAGGGCUGCACAAUAUAUCGUUGACUUUGCAUGUGCUGUGCAGCGAUCCACCAAUCACAUUCGUUCUGUACUCAGUUGCCAAUCAGACUACCCUGCCAGCCGUCAAUCAAAAUUUGAGAGGAGGAAACCCCGCCCCCUGUACAUGGAGUGAGUUGCUGGCGCUGCUGGUGUUGUGCUAAUAGACGCGUGUCCGCUGAGAAUUACUUUGGGAACAUUCCUCAUCACUGUUUAUCCCCACAAAUAAGAACUGUAUGGGUUUGAAAUUGUAUAUUUCUGUGGACCAUUCUACUAUAAGCGGUGCGCGUUUCUGCGAGGUGGAUGCAAUUCUUGGCAUGCAUGUGUUUCUAAGCACAACACUAACGAUUGCAAAAUCAGCAACGAACAAAAGAAAACCACAGAAGAUGAAGACUUGUUGACAAAAAUACAAGCAACACCACUUAUCUGGUAUUAUUUCGGUUAUAAGAAGGAUGAUGUCGACUAAAACACACGUUCUGUGUUCAUCUGUUUCCGCAAUAACGUCCCAGCACAAUAAAAACUAAAAAUAUCUCUAAGACAGAGAGAAGCCAUUCUACAAACAUUCACUAAAAGAGGGAAGAUCAGUGCAGGUUAACUGUCCUCAAGAUUUCAGCAGAAAUUGAGAUUCAGCUCAUCUGAUAAAAGUUCCUUGAUUUUUUUUUUUAAUAUCGCAGGGUUGAAAAAAAAUUACAAUUUUAGUUUUUUCCAAUAUCGUGCAGCCCUAAUAUACACAAAUACAAAUACAGUAGAGUUGAAUAUGGAAAUAAGUGCAGGUAUAAAAGAAGUAAAAGAGACAAACAAAACCCUGUUCAUUGAAAGCUUGUCUAAAUAAAGAGCCUUUAACGUAUUUUUAAAAGGAUCCACUGAGUAGAUCAAAUGGAGGGAGAAGGGCAAAUUGUUCCAGAGUCUGGGGGCUACGGUCUUCGGCACCAUUAGGAGGUUCUGGCCUGAUGACUGAAGGGUGCGGCAUGGGGAGUAGGGGCACAACAAAUCAGUGAUAUACUGGGGGGCCUGACCAUACAGCGCCCGGAAAGUCAGAACAAAAAUUUGAAAACUAAUAUGAAAAUUGACCGUUAGCCGAUACAGGAUGAGAUAAAUGCAUGAAUGAUUAAUUCAAGAUCUGGUUUGGACAACAUUCUCCUCACUUUAGAGAUAUUUCUCAGCUGAUAAAAACUAUUUUUGGUCAGCUGUCGAGAAUGAUCCUCUAAGGCAGUGGUUCUCAACCGGGAGGCGGGGGGGGCUCACCGGCUAUUAGUACAAAGGAGAAGUAGCAGAGUCCCAAGCGGUUGGAAAUAGACCAAUUUACAGCUGACCUCAUCCAGAAGCUGUUGCACGGCAUGGCAAGUGUCAAUAAAAGUUUCUUACUAUUUUGCCUCAGCCAGUCCAACGACCAAGUAAACAGGACAAGCAUCCUGCUUCGACCGACCAGUGACGAUCAGUCUCUACAGGGAGAGAGGCUCACACACUGAGGAUCCUUCAUAUCGUUACACACACACACACACACAGAGCAGCGAUCUGAAGUACACAUCGAUAUUAACUGUAUAAACUUCAUUACCAGUAUCCUUCAUCUACACACUUGUCUCCUCUCAUCCACACAGACCCACCUGUGUUCACUAAGCUACAGCUUUCACAGGAGCUCAUCACACCACACCAUUGUUUAACGGAGAUCGGACAUAAAAUAAAGGAGAAAACAUGACCACAAAAAAUAUAAAACGUCCUCAUCUCUGUCCACCACACAUCUGAGCAGACAUAAUUGAUCAAACCUUGAGGAAGUAUUUCUUACCUUCACUCUGGAGUCUAAAACAGUCAGCAUUAUCAGUCAUCCAGCUCCAGCAGUUUAAUAAUCCAUCGAUAUUAUUCACAUCCCAUUUCUCGCGGUCAGUGCGUUUCAUCCAUUUGCAUUGUGUGAAAAAAGUUUUAGCUUGCUUUAGCUUCAGGUGUCCUGAUAGAGACCAACAGCAGGAGCAUCACUGGACUUGGUACCGAGUCCAGACCACAGGUCCAGACAGGCCGUGACUGACUCACUGCGUCAGAACCGCAUUUGGUGGGGCCCAGCUCGCAAAAGGUUGAGAACCCUUGCUCUAAGGACAUGAUUAAAAACAACCCUGAGGUUUCUGAGGCUGUUUUUCACAGACGGGGCCCAGAGCUCAAAGGAGAUUUUUGAUCAAAGGGAUUUUUUCAUCAGAUGAUCAAUGAUCAGCCUCGACCACCAGAGGACCUCCUCAAUCAUCAGGGAGAUAGUCAGUGUCUGUGUGCUGCCUGCAGGGGGCAGUAUUGUAUGAUGGGUGUGUCAGGUGUUCAGUGACUCACAGAGGCAGAGGAACAUGUGAUACAACAGCUGCUGUAACCCAGGCUCCAGGAGGAAGUGCUCCAGCAUUUAGACUGAGCCCUCCUCAGACGCCCCGCUGUGAUCCGAGACAGUGACUCAGAGUAAACUGUGGAGCGCCACUUUAGGAUUAUUUCAGGACAGCCAUAUUUGGACCUGAGACUUCCUAAACCAGACCCAAGAUUUGGUCAGAAACAGGAGCACUUACACGAAAUCACACACCCGCCUGACGUGAAAAUUCUUCGGACUGCUCCUUUAGUCCAUCAGACUCUGAGGAAUGGGGUUGGUUUUAUUUCUGACCCUGCAGUUGCCCCAUAACCCCGCCUACUCCCUGCUGUGAGUAACCAUGACAUCACAACCUGUCAGCGCCACACACAAACACACACACACACACACACACCCACACACAGCAUGCACCACACGUAGCACACACACACGCGCACACACACAGAAAUGCCUCUGAGAUGUUACGGGCUCAGCCAGGAAAUGUCAGGGGUAACUGUGUGUGUGUUUCUGUGUUGUUACUAUAUGUGUCCACAAAGUAGUGAAUGGCUAUAAUAGGCUAUGUGAGCCUGUCACACACAAACACACACACUUCCACAUGUGUGUGUGUGUGUGUGUGUGAGAGAGACUCUGGAGUGGAAAUCGCCACAGACUCAGAAUUACUUCAAAACCCACUGACUGUAAAAACACUUGACUCUGAUCAACAGUCAACCUGAGUGUGUGUGUGUGUGUGUGUGUGUGUGUGUGUGUGUGUGUGUGUGUAUGUGUAUGUGUGUGUGUGUGUUCAGGUUGCUGCGUCGUCUGGCCACUCUGCUCUCCCAGCAGGCUUCGCUCAUGGCGUCCAACGAAGCCUUCAAGAAGCAGGCCGAGGGUGCCAGCACCGCUGCCAAGAAGUACAUGGAGGACAACGAGGCGCUGCAGGAGGUGACACACUCUUACACACACACACACACUCUUCACACACACACACGCACACACACACACACUCAGAAUGUCUCUGUGAAACUCAUCAGGGUGAAACUUUUAAAAAUCAGACCGAGAGGGAAACGGUUUUUCUUUAAGAUGCUGCUGUUGGUGCGACUCACCUGCGGGGGGCAGCACUGACCUGCAGCUGCUCUGUCAAACACUAGAAGGAUUCAUAAAGUGACACAGUGUGUUUCAUUCAGGAUGUGCACACACUCACUCUCACACACACACACACACACACACACACACACACACACACACACACACACACACACACACACACACACACACUCUCUCUCACACACCCUUUCUGUGGUAAUCUGACCUGGGUUUGUGCGGGGUGAAGAGAUCACCAAGUCCCCAGCUGCUAAAAGGAGAAAUUGCUUCAUCUACAUGUGACAGUCAUUCACACACACACGCAGACACACACACAUAUAUACACACACACACACACACAGUGUUGUUGUGUGUUUCAGGAAGCUUGAGGGUAGAGUGGAUUCAGUGUGAAACAGUCAGGAAGUUUUUCAGGUUUUCUGUCUUGAACUCUGUGACACUAAGGAAUCGGAUCAGAACCACUCUUCUGUGCCACAGUGAAACUUACAGAUCAUUAUUGUUACUGUAGAAAGUUCCAGAACCAAACUUUGAUUCGGAUCAUAAACGGGCCGUGAAAACUCUGGACUGUUACGGUGGUUCUGAGCAGAAUUAGUUAGUUUGGAUUUAUUAAACUCAGAGACUCUCUGAGGUUAGAAUCGUCCUCACAGCAGCAAUAGUAUGUCUCUUAGUUCCAGACCCAAAACUCAGAACCAUAGCUAACACAUGUUGGCGUUUUCUGGAUCACAAACCCUUUUGUUGUAAUGAUAAAUUAGACGUACACUUCAUACUCUUGGUCUUCUCUGUCUUCUGCUCCGAAGGAUGUGAAACAAGUUUUAUUCUCAGGUUUAUUGUAUUCAUGGACCUCGUCAACAUGUUUUCUAAACCUUGACUCUGACCCCCAAUUUCCACCUCAUCCUUAACGUCUACGAAAAGGUUGUAUCCUCCGAUCGUAGUUGAUUGUAACCAUUUAAGUUAACGUGUCAAUUUCCACCGGCUUCUUUCCGCUCCUCUGCGGAUCGCUGGACUCCACAGCUGAUCGCAAGAGUUCUAUUUUUUUUUAAUUCAGCACAGAAUAACCCAUGCUGGAAAGGAAAUCAGGCACAGACACAAAAUAAAACAUCUGUCUUCUUUUCAAAAUAAAACACCAAUGACACCCUGGAUAAGGAAAUGCUGAUUCUAGUCUAGAAGUAGAUUUCCUCCUCUGGAAGGACACAAUCUACCGCUAUGUGGCUGUCUUUAUAGAGACAACUUGUUGUCGCGCAAUUGAACAUGAAUCUACGAGUUCUGAUAAGUUCUCGCAAUUACCGCUGUCCGUAAUCCGUCACGAAAUUUGCCUCACAAACGGAGCCAGUAGGAAUUGGCAGACGGGGAAAAUUGCUGCCGUUCCGGAUCUGAGCGGUUCCUGAUUAGCUGAAAUUUGGGGGUUAGAGUCUGUAGAUGAAAAAUGUGAAGUUACUCGGUAUGAAGGUUCUGUCAGAGAGGUUCUGAGGAGUCUGCCGGUGUGUACUUUACCUGUUCGCUGAACGCAGUUUCAUAUGGAAAUCUGAAUUAGGUUUCUGUUUUUAUGAGUUUUUGAUAAUGAUCAGGAAUAUUUGGUCUGCAGCAGGAGUCACCUGCUAUCCGGGUCAGUCUUUACCUGAAUGUUCAACAUUUUAAACCAGAACUGGGCCAAUGUUUGAGGAAAACUCAGAGCAGGUUUUUAAAAGGUAAAGGUUCAGAGUCUUAAAGGUGGGGUAGUCAGGAUCUGAGGAAGUUCCAGUUUUUAGAAGAAAUUUUGAAUGUAAACUCUACCCCUCCCAACCAGUUUUCCCCUCAGCUCCUACUCCCCCCCCGCUCUGCUCCAGCAAGCCCCACCCACAAACAGACGCUCGUAUCGUUCCAAUUAAAUUCAGAUAUAAUGCAGAUAAAUACUUCAGAUAAUUACAAAUGGGGCCCAGUCAACGUGAAAGAAAAAAGCAAGAUCCCCAAGCGUCCCCCAUCGUUUAUGUUGACCCGGCUUUUUAGCUCUUGUCCGGUCUACCUCCGUUUUAAGCGCCCGUUAUUCCUCCAGAGUCUCCGGUAUUUACUUUGUUUUCUUGCUUGUGUCGGCAGUCGUGGCCAAAGGAGGAUUCAGACAAUUUUCCAAACUUUCUGGUUGGUUUCUACUGUCCGAUAUUGUAGCACGUUAACUUUGUUUGGGCUCCUGAUCGACACCGGGGAGCCGCGUCUGCCUCACAACCAAUCAGGAUGGGGAAGUGGAGAACAGCUUUGUUUACAGUCAGAAAGAGCGGACCGCUCAAAAAUGUUAAAAUGUGGACUACACAGACAUAAGAGAACACAGCAAUAUCGUUAUAUUCCCAAAUGUCAUCAAUAACUAGUAACUAUUGACAGAUAUUAAAAGAUUUUUUGUAAAUACACCACAAAAAAAAGGUCGUAGUCGGAAUCCAUUUAAAAAAAAAAAAAACGGUUAAACCAGUUAAUCAGCAUGACAUUAGACAGGUUUAUUAUUGAUUCACAUCAACUCUGUAUGAGGAUGGAAAGUCAAAUAAAAUUGAAAAAAAAAUCACAGUGACACUUUCUUUAAAGGUGUGUGUGUGUGUGUCUGCAGACCUGCAGGAAGCACACGUGUCUCUCUGAUCGUCGUCUCUAUUUCUAACUCGAUGGUGUAAUUUUACUGCAGACUAUUACUCAAGGUGACACAACUCACUGAGUGUGUGUGGGUGUGUGUAUGUGUGUGUGUGUGCACAUGCACACGUGCAUGAAGUUCAUAAGUCAGACAGUGUUACAGGUCGCUGCUGUUAGGAUGGAUAACCUGAUUCCGUCUUGUGGAAUGUUAUUGAAACGGUUUGAUCGUAAAAAGUUCAAAAAUUAAAAUCUGUUAAAAAUAAUCUGUUAAUAAGUAUAGUAAUAAUAAAAUCAUACUUUAAAUUGCAGUCCAGUAAAGACGUCAACUUAAAGUAUUGACGUUUUGUGGUUUUCUGAAGUAAAAGUAAAGAGUAAAUCUGUUACUCUACAUCUAGAUUAGAGUUUUAUAGAUUUUUUGAAAGUUUGAAGAGCUCAUCGAUGACUGUGAGUGUAAAACAUGAAGUAAAUCCUCAGGACUGUUGCGGGUUUCCUUUGGUGUUUACUGACCUUUAUCGUUUCCCGUGUUGAUCAGUCCCAAUGUGGAUCCUGUUGAACUUCCUGAACUGGAGACCCUGGGCUCCUGGAUUUCAGAGCAGUAAAACCAGAGUUUAUGACCCUCAGCCAAAGGUCUGAAGAUCAGCACCUGCUUCUCUCUGUCACACAGAGAAACCUCAGGAGCCUCAGGCUGAUCAAUAAACGUUAUCCAAACAGAGAGGGAAACUGUUUUUGAAAAUCAUAAAGUCUGAAACCUGGAAACAGAUCGGUGCACCACAUCAGACCAGUUAACUGUUCUUUAUGGAUCUGGUUAUGACUUUACAGAACUUCUUAGAACAUUUGUUUGUUUGAACCAGUCAGAUAAUAUAGACUGAAACACAUAGAUGCUGAAAAUUAAACCUUUGUCUUUAUCAAACCAAACAAAUAGAUUUUACAGAUAUUACUAUAACACUCAGUGUGUUUACAUGCACAGUUUAAUUGGACUAAGCUCAUAAUUCGUUUUUUUUUUUGCGGAAUCAGACUUCUCUCCUUGUCUGUGUAUACAUGCAGCUAAGAAAAUCGAAUUAUUGAUGUGAAUGGGUCUUUUCCGCUGCUGUUUUUGACCCCAUACAACCGUCAACAACAACAGCAGGUUUGUGCCAGAUUUCAGAAGUGUCCACAACUGCUGCUGGGCAUUUUGGUACAAGAAGAUGGAACAUCGUACAGCACUGUUUUUGUCCUACAUGAUGGACGCGCUACUUUUUCUGCAGAUGAGGCACACGCUACUCCUCUUCUCUGGUGUUUUUGUUCCGGGGUUAAGGAGGCGUGGCACAUGCGCACAUGCAUUGUUGAUUAAUUCCGACUAGGCUGGUUACAUGGUAGAGAAAAUCGCCUUCCAAUCACAUUAUUUUGGUGUCAUAAUCAGAGUUCUCCAAUUCCGAUUAUAGUCGGACUAAGGUUUUUACAUGCACUUCAGUUGUCCGGUCUUAAGGUCCUUUCACACCGGGACCUUUUUUGUCAUGCGAUAUUGCAGCAUUCAUUUUUUCCAGAUCACUGUCGAUUUUUCUGAAGUUUUGCAUACUGUGUGUCCACUUCUGACCAAUCAGAUUGUGUGUUGUUGCGACAUCUGAUCACCGGUAUAUCCAACAUGGCCGACUGGCUGAUUGUUUACGUGUCGGAGAACAGAGUGCUUUAUGAUAAAAGACACAAAUAUUACAAAGAUAACGACCUGAAAGACAACUUGUGGAGAGUCAUAGCGUCGGAUCUCUCAUAUGACGAUGGUUUGUGUGCUUUAUCAGUUUGCUAAACGUGUUUGUUUUAACUUUCAUCUGUGCUAACGUAAGCUAACAGUUGUUACUGUAGUUUAAUGUGCUUAUCUUAUCCUCUGAUUAAAAUUGCUGACCAUUUGGCUUGAGGGUCUGAUGACGUUUCCAGCUUUUCUAGCCAAUUAGUGUCUUCUCCGGGAUGCGACCCCCCCACCCCCACCCCCACCCCGUCAAAAUUCGCCUCCGAAUAUUUCGUAAUGUCGCGUUCUACAUUCGCAUCAGCCCUGGUGUGUCAGGACCUUUAACCGGAAUAAGGCGAUAAUUCCAUUUUCUCGAGUGUCAUGUAAACGUACUGAGUGUUGGGAUAUUUGGACGCUGUGUCACACAGAAUUUUAAGGUUUUAUAAUCAUUUAAAGUCUUAAAUAUAAACAGUGUGAGGAUGACAUUAUUAUUAAAACUGAAAAACUUCAUGUUAAAUAAAAAUAUUGGAUAAUUUUAAAUUUGACGAGAAUGGGACAACAUUUGACUUUUGGGUCUUUACAGUAUAUGUAAAUGAAAACCAUCAAACUCUUUUUCUUAUCAAUACUUCACAGAAAAUACAAGCUGUCAGCCAAUUAGAGAGCAGGAUGUGUUACUGUACUGCAAGAUGGUGAAAGUGCUGUUGGCCAAUCAGAGAGCAAGAUGAGUUACUGUAGUGUUAGACGGUGAAAGAGCUGUCAGCCAAUCAGAGAGCAGGAUGUGUAAGCCAGCAGGAGCAGCUGUGAGAGUGAGGUCAGUGUGGGAGGUGAGGAGGCGUUUGGUAUGAACACCUGUCGCUCCCUCCCUGAGAAUCUGCAGCAGCUCUCUCUCUCGCUCUCUCGCUCUGGUUCUGGUUUGUUGUUGUUUUUGGAUCCUAGUUUCUGUCUUUCUCAGUUCGUCUCAUUCUCUUUUCCUCGUUGGCCUCUUGUGUCACGAGUUCAAGUCAGGACUGUAGUCGACUGAAACCCCUGUAACAUCUCAGAGGCAUUUCUGUGUGUGUGUGUGUGUGUGUGUGUGUGUGUGUGUGUGUGUGUGUGUGUGUGUGUGUGUGUGUGUGUGUGUGUGUGUGUGUGUGUGUGUUAACAUCUCGAAUCCACACACACUUUUAGUCGGUUCUGGUCCAAGUCUCGACUCUGCAGACCCUCUGUCAGACCUCUGGACCUCCGGCAAUCCUACGUGGCUCCAUUAAUAUAGUUUACAGUUUCUCAGGAACUAUACUGUGAAUCUCUACGGGAUAAAAAGUGUUCAAAAGCUUACCCUUUUGGCGAUCUAUCAAGGGUUUCCGGACAUUUCUACACCUGCCACAAGGUUUACAAUCAAGCACACAAAUAGGUGUUUGAUCAGAAACGUUUGAUGGUAAAUCUGCAGUGAUAUACCGGUGAAAACAUGAUUAUUUAUCAGAUUGUUGUGAUUAAAAAAAAGAUCGCUAUCGCUAAAUGCCGCUAAUGUCUUCUGGGUUUGACAAGCUGUUCUGAUGACGUCUUUUUCUGUCAAACUUUCGACCAAUUACAGUACAGGGUCUCAUAUUCUUCUUCUAUUGUUCCCUUGACAUUAGUGUCCAAUAAGAGACGAGAAAGUUCCCUGCUUGUCCCCAAAAUAAGAAAUAAUGGUCCUUGAUGUUGGGGAAACAAGCUAAGAGGAGAUAAUGAGCAGUAUGAUGUUGUCCUCUGUCUCACUUCACACAGGAACUGUUUCAAGGAGUGGCAUAAACAACUGUAAAUAGUAAAAAAAAAACGCCUGGAAGAAUUAGUGUAAAUAUGUCAAUAGUUUCUGUUGUGUGUUUGUUCCAAUCCCAGUAUUUCUUCUCCUGAUAGCCAAGACUUGAGAGAAUGAUGUGCAGGUGAGAAAAGGCUUGGUCACAGUAGAUUUAUGUGUUUUUUAGGAAAGUACUGUUGGGAUCAGUUUCCGUUUUUGUUUUUUGGUUGACUUUGAUGGUUCUGAAUCUACUACUGCUCCAUAAACUGACAGCUGAGGUUGUCCUGAAAAUAAAGAUGUGGAUAUAUUGGCUGUGCUUGAAAGGAUUGAGUUGAUACAAUGAUAGCAAAAUAUAGCUGGGAGUUCAAAGGGUUAAUGUUUGUGUUAACAACUUCAUGACAGUCAGGAGAUCUCCCUGAAAACACCUGGACCUGUUCCUAUGCCCCCCUGAAACCAUGUAGGGGCUCAGGGAAGGGUCAGGGGUCUGAUGUGGACUAAAAAAAGUCCACUGUGCCAUUCUCAGACAGUCUGUGGACAGAUACUUAACGAGUUUUUCUGUAGACCAUAAGGAUCUUGAUUCCCUAACCCUCGGUUCCUGUUAAUUGUCCCCAAAACGGACAUGCAGAUAAGUGUUAGUUAAAUAAACGUUUUUAAACAUUUUUUUUUUCUUUUUUGACUCCGAUCCCUUAAACAACUUCAGCCCUAACCAUUAAAAAAGGUAAUGAAUGAAAAGUUCGAUGUAUUAACUAAUAUUAAUUAAUAUUUAUUCAUUCUAAACAGCUAAGUCUAUUGGAGCGGAAAAACACGCCAUUUUCACCUCCUUUUCUCGAGUCUCGUCCUCUACCAAAUCAAAUGAUUGAAUUCAUUUGUUCAUAUUAAAUUAAUUUUAUAUAUUGGCAUAUAAAAUCAGAGGAUAUAUGUAAGAUAGGAAUCAUUUACAAGUGGUUAUCCACCUCUAACCAAAAUGUGACUGCGAUUACACUGAUUGUGCGCAUGUAGAAAAUAACUGCAUAUUUGAGUAGUGAUAUCUUAUCACCUAAUGAUCUGAAGGACCUGUUCAUCCUCAUGCAUGUCCAUCCACUUGCUUCAAAGUGAGGACAAAGUUGAAAUUGUCCAAAUGUCCCCCUCUCUUUGUCCCACACUGCAGAACUUGGAUGUCAGAUUUUCGACUGUAAAAACUUCACUCACGGCUUGCCGGGUUAUAAACAUGGACGCAGAUUUGCACCCGUGCACACAGACAGGAGCACACAAACUUUUCCUUACACACAGAUCCCACUCUUAGACAUCCAUAUCUAGUGGCAUGUAAAGUUUCAUUCAUUUCUGAUGAUGUUUAGUGGAUGAAUCAGCACUUCAAACACUCUCAGUCCAUGAAUGAAGACUUGCGUGCGCGGCACUGAAGGGGUUAAAAUUAUGUGCUGGCUCAAUCUGUUGUAUCACUUUUGGAAAGUCAAAUUUAGAGUCCUGGGGCCGUAUGCACGUUGCUUGGCAAAACUCCUAAACGCCAAAAAUGUCGGUAUGCACGUCACUUCGUAUAGCCGUUCCUAUACGGAUUUUCGCGUUUAAAGUUAUCGCACCUCUGGGGGUCCAAUAGCGGGUCUAAACGCGUUUAAAUACGGCGGCACUCUUGUUGUUCCAAGGAAGACAGCGGCGACAAUUGCGUCGAAACAGGAUUUUUCAUGACAGAAAACACCCCUUCGACAUGUAUGACGACCACGAAGUGUUCCGUAAGUUUAGAUUUCGACAGCACCAUAUUCUCGACCUCACACAGGAGAUUUCCGCUGAAAUUGAACUUUCGAACCGAGGAUUCACUCACCUUACGGUACUACGCCACUUCUUCUUUCCAAGACGUGUGUGGGGAGUUGGUAGGAGUGGAUCAGUCGACAGUCAGUCGAACCGUCACUCGAGCGUCACUCGACCCGUUUAAGACACAGUAAACGCGGUUAGCUAUACGGUUCUGUUUACAGCAUUGUGCAUACCAAAAUCGUAUAGGAACUAAACGCGUUUAAGCCCUAAUCGCGUUUACGCUAAACGCUUUCAACGUGCAUACGGGCCCUGGUGAUCAACUGACUGCAAAAAAAGGGUUGUAAUAUGUUGUUAUGGUGCCAUAAACACAUGGUCAAAAAAAACAGUUUUUAAUGGAAGUCCAUUGUCCGAUUUGCAGACAAAGGAGGGUGGGUGGAGCUAAAAUGUGGCGACGGAGAACUACAGGUGACACAGAGUUUUUUUAAUAUACAGAAAAAUAAGAACUCUCACCAAAUUGGAUUUUCUAAUCUUUAAAAAUGUGACUGUCAGCUCAAAACAAAGAGGAAAAAACUGACAAAUGUCCUUAAAACGGACAGAGUAGGAACCAAGGGUUAAAGUCGUCCCACUUUCUCUGGUCUGAACAGAAACUACGUGAAGCCGGUCUGGAGGUCCCAGAGGGCGGGAAGAAGGGACCAGGACCUCAGGAGGAGAACCGGAACCUAAAAGAGGAAGUGAAGACCCUGAAAGAAGAGCUGGACUCCACCAAGAAAGGUGAGGAAGAGAAAGACUCAGCACUACACACACACACACAAACAGCUGUUUGUUAGCUCAGAAUGAGAUCUGCGCUCUGAUACGUCGGUUGUUUUUACGUCCUGCAGCUCUGCAAAAGUCCGACAGCGAUGUUCGUGCGAUGAAGAAACAGGCAGAGAAUCUGACGGUGGAGUACGACCGACUGCUGGAGGAGCACAGCAAACUGCUGGUAAACGCACACACUCACACAAGCACACUCUUACACACACACUCUCUGUGUUCCUCUUUCCUCUGUCAAACUGAGACUCUGAAUGUCUCUGAAGUCCGCCGGAGUCCGGCCCUCUUCUGUGUGUGUGUGUGAAACUGUUUAUUUACAGUGAAGCCGAGACUGACGGGGUUUAUGUGGGCGGAGUCAACAGAGUCCCUCCUUCAUCCUCAGGUUGAAGGAGAGGUCAGGAGGUCAGGUACAGUUAAAGGUCAAUGUUAGAGGUCAUCAGAGACUAAUCUACAAAGAAAGACUGAAGUUUAUCUGUGAUAUCAGCGAGCGAGCAAGCGUGCGUGCUCAUUGUAACAGCAGCUGGUCCACCUUAAAUCAGCCUGACAGAGCCACACACACACACACAGAGCGAAGUGGUUAUGUAUUAUGCAGAAACACACACACACAAAGACACACGACUGCUCCGUUAUUUACAUGAGUGCAGAGUUUCACACAUGAAGGCCGACAGAAACAUGAGUCCUCCAGGUCUGUUAGAGUCCAGAACCAGAACAGAAGAUCUGGGAUGAUCUGCAGACAUGGAUCUGUCUGUUCUUCUGUCUGUGUUCGUCAGCAUGUCUGUAUUUUAGUUGUAUUUAACUAGUGCUGGGCGAUAAAACGAUAACGAUAUAUAUAAAAAACUAAUUUCCCUCAAUAUUGAUAUAAAACAUUGUCAAUACACUAUUUCAAUAGUCUGCAUUAAAAAUGAGAAAAGUUCGUUUUCCAGGAUUUAGCUGGUUUAAAGUGGUAAGGUGUUCAGUGUGUGUCCUCUUUAAAAGACACGGAUGUCCAGUUUAGUGGAUUUAUUUGACUGUGGUUCUGCAACAAUUAUUACAGAUCACACCAUACAGAGUAUGAACAUGGAGUAGCAUGAGAUAGCAUUAGUCAUAUUCACGGUAAACAAUAAACAUCAACACAAUAUAACAUCCAACAGUAAAUCAUCAUCAAACUCACUUCUGACAUUAACUCACAAUAAACCCGGAUGUGAAGGUGAAUAUUUGGUAAAAACAGGUAAGAGGAAAUUUAUAAACUAUCCUCUGCUGCAUGAGGAAGAAAACUAAACUUUCAGCAUCUCACACACAGGAACACCUAUGGUGCAUUUAUGAGUGUAGGACAAAUGAAAACUCACCGUAAAACACAAAAUAACUGAACGGUAUUUACUUGAAAACACCUAAACAACAUGGACUUUCUAACGGACAUUCUGUCAUGUUUUGGUAGACUAUACGAAUAGCCAAUGAAAAGGAGAAUUGCUCUGGGUCCACUUCGCGCUGAACCAAUCGUGCUGAAUUAGAACCAAGUAGCAAACAACUGUGUAGUAGCAGACAGCAGCUACACCCAACCAUAACACUUUAAUGGUGAAGCCGACAGCACCAUUGGUGAGAAAAGAAGAAAAUAAGUGCUACCCCCGACAGAAAUGAUGAUGAAGGAUCAACAGAUGAUGACAUCGUCGACAACACUGGCACGACAAUGUCGGUGGUGUGGAGGUAUUUUGUUUUUUAUGAGGUUGGACAUGAAGAAGAGUAAUGUGUACUGCAAAUUAUGUUGAGUACAUGUUCUCAUAAAGUAGACGAAUACCUUAAAUCUUUGUCACUACCUGAAGCAGCGCCACGCCGCAGAGUAUGCACAACGCAAAAGGUUCUCUAGCGCCUACGACAAAACAUCAAAGAGACACAAAGACCUCACAGAUGCAGUAGACUAUUCAGGGUUUUUCCUGGCUCAAAUUGAGGCGGAGGUGGCACCAUCCUGACCAUGCGCCACGACGUGCAUGUAUUUGUAAAUUCAACCGAUUCACUUUCUUUUACAGGCAACAUACUUUAAGUUAAGAGUUCAAAAAGAGUGUGACCAUUAUUAUGUUAAAGCAUUCAUUUAUUAAAACUAUAUACAUACACAAAUCAGCUGGCAACUUUAAAUUAAAAGUACACUUCAUCCACACAUCUCGCAACCAGACAGAACAUUUCAGCCUCCUCUUUUUCAUUCUGUAGAACCUCCUCAUGCACUCCUUGUAGUCCAAGGCCUCCUGGUCUGGUCCAUCAACGGCCACCUUACAACAGACAUCCAAGUGCCUCUCCUUCAGUCUGUUCCACAGAGGUGUCUUCACCUUAAACAAAACAAUUCAUCAUGCAUUAAGUAAUUUUGUUUUUAUUCUGAUACAGACAUGAAGAGUGAUAGUGUUUUCAAUCAUAUAUAUGUAUACGCUGCAGUGUCCUCCCUAAAAAAAAAAAAAAACGACAACCAAUUAUUUCUUAAACUAUCUAAACUAUGUUAUUUUUUUUUUGUAACUUUAUUAGUUGAGUUUUUUUUAGGUACUACCAUCUUUAAUAUAUUUCUCCUUCUCUUCUGCUGCUUUGUGAACGGCUGUCACCUCAUGUCUUUUUAAUGUGUCCAGCCUGUAGUUGGUUGAUGGCUGUCUCACUAAGGAGGCAGCAAUUGCCUGCUGUGUUGGGGCACAGUGCUUUUGGCAUAAAUAGCAGUGCAUGCCUUCCUCAGUAUGCCUGAGCCAGGUAAAUUGAUUGAGCCACUGCUUGUCAAAGCCACUGGCUCUGUGUUUUUGAGAAGAUCUGGAAAGAGGAAUAAAAACCACGUACACGUCGGCUUUGCGUUGUUAUGCUCCUAAUUGGAAACUAAUUAAUUAAUUACCCUCGCCUCGCCGACUCGUCCUGUCCUGCAUUCUGACCCUCGCGAUCACCAGUCCCUUGUGAAGUACUUUCAGACCUGACACAAAUUUCCACGUUGUCACCACCAUGAAUUAUAGCAUUUUAACUGCCUAUUACGUUUUUUCUCUGCUGUGUUUCACCUGGACUCUUGACUUUCCUCCUCGCGAGGUCGCUUUUUAAAGUACUGGCUGAUUUUGCCUGUCAUAACUGCAACGCUAAAAACGGAGUAAACUUUUUUUUUUAAAAAUAAACACGACAUGCUUGGAUGCAAAAAAGAGAAGCAGUAUUUACCUGUUUGUACCAUCCGCCAGGGAAAAUCAGGACGCCGACAGCACCAACUAGCGGGAAAAAAACUUGAAAAAACAUGAGUCGAUCCGUUUCUUCUUCGGUAGAUGCUUCAGGUCUUUCCGGUGCACUGCUGUUGAUAUAGCGCCUCUAUAGUGGCGCAGCGCUGCAACUGCAGUUAAAAUACGUUGCUGCUGCAUCGGGACAUCAGUCGCUCAAUCAACACAGCUGGAGCUUUACGCUGUGUUGAGCGAAAUCAAUCGCUCUGGCUGGGGGCGGCACAAAAUUAGGUGGAGGCGGCCGCCACGCAAUUUUGAACGCAGGAAAAACCCUGCUAUUGUAUUGGAAAAGACAUGCUACCAAUAAACACUGUUACAUUUCAUUUUUUAUAUCGUGAUAUCUAUCGAUAUCGACUGAUACGAAAAAAAUAUAUCAUGACAAACUUUUUCACAUAUCGCCUAGCCCUACUGUGAAUUAGUUUCUCCUUCUCUGAUGGUUAGCUACUCCGCCAUGUUUCAGAUUUAUCACAUGAACUUUAUUUUAUCACUAAUCAACCUUUUUGUUCUCAGACUGAAUUUAGAGAAAAAGUCUUUUAAACGUUUUUUUUUUUUCUGUAUCUGAAAAUAAAAUAAGGAAAAUUAAAUGAAAUCAAAAAUUAAGGGUGUGAGCGCACACAGAUCUGCUGAUCUGAAGAUCAUAAAGUCCAUUUCUAACUGGGCAUUUAAACGUCAACUGAAUGCAGAUACAGCUUCCGAUUGGUCAACAGACCAAAACAAAGAUAGACGCCUCUAUGUAGCCCUGGCUGUGUCCUAAAUGGAUUCCUAACCCCUAUAUAGGGGGGUUAGUGCCAUUUUAAGGGGUGUCCGAAAUCUUAGUGAUCAAUUCCAAUGCCCCAUAUAGGCGACUCAAAAUUUCCCCUAGGGCACUGCAAAAUGUAGUGACCAUCCGAUGGUCACUCACCGGUGGUGGGCAUCCCAUCAUGCAUUGCGUCUCCAGCGCCAAUUCAAAGAUGGAGAUGACGAGAGCAAGAAGAGACAGAGCCAGAGCUCUAUUUGCCAUUUUCAGCAUAAGUGUUUUAUCUUCACUCGCAAGUGAUCCGUACAGUUUUCCAAAAACAAUUGCUUGCUGUGUCAUAUAGUCUUGUGCACAAUAUGACGCAGCAAACAAUAUUCAGCACGGAAAUAUAAGGCCUUUUUAAAUAAAUUGUUAAUUUAUUGGUUUUUUUUUUUAUUAUUUUUAUUUCACAAACAUCCUGGAAAAACAAAUACAUCUAUACAACAUCUUAAAAUUCAAGAGAUGUGAAAACAACAGCGGCAGUCUGAGCAGUGACGUCACAACGGUGCACCAUGUAGUGUCUGAAACCUCCGGUGAUUAAGCUCACGACAUAAUCAGCUAUAUAGGAGGGUAUAUAGCUGACUAUAUUUGAGUCAGGGAUUGAGUGAUUCAUUUCGGACACAGCCUUUGUCAGCUAACAACAGAAAAGUCACUCACUCUGUUUUCUUUGUCUGCAGGCGACCAGCGAUAAGAAGUCUGACUGAGAAGAACAGAUGGUCUUCAGCUCCUCAUGUCUUCUGCACCUUCACCGUCCUCGGCUAAAACACUGCGGCCCCUCUCAUCAUCCUGCUUGGCGAUGUGACGUCACUUCCACUCCUGAUUGCAUCACUGGGCUGUGAUUGGUUCAUUUCUAUCCAUCAGACUGUCGGAGCUUCAGCAGGAGAGAAGAAGAAGAUCGUUUCAUUGUGACUUUCUGAGUUUGUUUCCUUUUUUUCUGGUUUUUCUCUCUUUGGGAACAUUUUCAGUGUUCGUUCACGAAUCCGAUCAUUCCCUGAAAAAACAAAAAUGCAAAAACUGUUUCCUGCAGGAACUAAAACUUUUAUUCCAAAACCCCGGAGGUCCAACGUCUUUGAGGAUUCCAAUCAAACAGUUACACCUGUUGGACCAAAGUCUUCAGAGCGGAUAUCUGAGUGUGUGAUCUGUGGAUGAAUCCCUGAAAUGAUGAAUAAAUGAGUGUAAGAGAGAGGCUGAUGAUUAAACCUGCAAACUGAGGUCUCUGCUCAAAUCCAGUUUUAAUUCAGAGUGAGUCUGCUGACCUUCAUGAGAAGAUCCAAGAGCUUUAGACCAAUGUUAGACUCCAGGAACACGUCAACAUCCUGAACUGGUUUCAUGUCUAAUCUGAUCUUACCCCAAAUAUCAGCUCAAGUCAUGACUGAAGCAUCACAGAGUUAAAUGUGAAAUAUCGUCUGUAAUUGGAAGGUUUCAUCCAACCAGAACCAGAACCAGACUGGUCAGAAGUUUUCAUUCUGCGACUUUCUGUUGGCACAAAAAUCUGAAAAGUUCUUAUUUUUGUUUGUGUUCGGAUAAACACGAAUAGAACCCAACUUUCCCUCUGACCAUCUAUCAGGAACACAUGAACUCUGUUUUAGUUUCAGACACUUUAAUUGUGCAGCGUUCAGACCAAACCUCAUUCAGAUAUUUUUGUUUUUUCACGUCGUUUGUUUUCUCUUUUUUGUUUCAUGUGUUUUUGUAGAAAAUCUUUAGUGGUUGUGGUUUGAGUAGUGCUGAACUGUAUGGGGCGCUGUCUGCAGGGAACCUCAGGUGGACUGUAUCUGGACUCAUCAAUGCUGAAAUAAAAGCAGUGAAGCGUCU